GUGAAGCACAGUUAUUUUGCGCCGCCCCGUUUGGACUUUUCUUCGACCUCUUCGAGGACUCGACAGACUUCAGUUUCCAUGUGUGUUUGUUUUAUUUAUUCACGGACUGUCCUUCAUGGAGAAUAUAGAUAGAGUUUUUAAUGGCCGGCUGAGGAUUUUAAAGAAGGUUUUAUGUGACAGUGACGUGGAAGGAAGUGAGGAAGGAAGGAAGGAGGUGAGGAAGGAAGGAAGGAGGUGAGGAAGGAGGCGGAGUUUCAGAGUGAAGAAGUUUCUCUAGGAGGUUUUUUGAAUACUUUUCUUUAAACCAUGGCGUGUGAAGGAAACAACAUGUCAGAUGCUCGGAUUGGAGAGGCCCUCAUCAAAGAGGUCAUUGAGGAGGAGCUGAAGGACCUGCCCUCAGAGGACGUCCCGCCCCUCACUCCACUGGCUGUGGAGGUAAAGACUGAGCAGGAGCAGAAGAUGGUGACCCAGCUGGGCAAAAUGAUCCGCAUCAUCGGCGACAGUGUCCGAGACAACAAGGAGUUCCAAGAUGCGAUAGACGGGGUGGCUUGUUCCUCCGGCUCUACGUGGGACAAGUUUCAGAAAGUGGCAGAAGGAGUGAUUGCACCUGGGAUCACCUGGGAGAGGAUCGCUGUGCUCUUCUACGUUGGUGGCAGGCUGGCUGUCAGGAUGGUGGAGGCUCACCUCCCUCAGUCGGUGAGGGAGAUCAUGAAGUGGACCGUGGAUUUUUUCAGAAACAAUCUACUGGGCUGGAUUCGGGAACAUGGAGGAUGGAUCAACAGUUUCUCGGAAUUAGCGGUCCGUGCGUCCGUGCAGAGUGUAUCCUCAUUGACCUCUCACAGCUUCGGCUUAGUCGUCAUCUUCAUCGCCGGCCUGGCUGUAGGAAGCAUCUUCACCUGGAGACUAACCAGACAGCUCUGAGACACACACACACACACACACACACACACACACACACACACACUCACACCAGACCUGGGUCACCAUUGUGUUAAGUAAUUAUUGGCUUUUACCAAAUAAUGGGUGGUAUUUGACCGAACUAUACCAGAGGUUUAUCUGGUAUUAUUAUCAGGUUUGUCAUUCAGAGCUGUCAUGUGAUGACAAAGUGCCCAGAUGCUGUCAUGUCCUGAUCACACGUUGCCAUGAGAUGGUCAAAAUGGUGAAAUGUGCCUGACCUCGCACACUCUCUCUGUUUCUACCUUUUUUUUUUUCUAAUGUUAUCUAUGCAAACUUGAAAACUUGAAAGAGACAUUGUGUCAAA
Molecule: messenger RNA, 1261 nt
Organism: Sebastes umbrosus (honeycomb rockfish)
Lineage: Eukaryota; Metazoa; Chordata; Actinopteri; Perciformes; Sebastidae
Product: apoptosis regulator BAX-like
Exons: 7
Coding region: 307-921 (204 amino acids)
Biological process (GO): intrinsic apoptotic signaling pathway in response to DNA damage; positive regulation of apoptotic process; mitochondrial fusion
Cellular component (GO): mitochondrial outer membrane
Molecular function (GO): channel activity; protein homodimerization activity; protein heterodimerization activity
Source: RefSeq, a predicted model, not a curated record